Aplysia californica (California sea hare) is the source of this 516-nucleotide messenger RNA. RefSeq names its product 1-phosphatidylinositol 4,5-bisphosphate phosphodiesterase beta-4. The record is from RefSeq and is a predicted model, not a curated record. NCBI's taxonomy places the organism in Eukaryota, Metazoa, Mollusca, Gastropoda, Aplysiida, Aplysiidae.
CUGAGAGCACUGAGGUUUGAGGAACAUUUUAUUAGCUGUGACAUUACAUAUUGAAGGUAAUAAUAAAUGAUUGGAGCUAAUCAAACCUCGAUUGGAAAUCUGGCAACGCUGCGAUGCUGAGAAUAAUAUUGUCACGUGACUCUGGAGGCUGAGUUCAUUGGUCAAGUAUGUCAACAUUGUGUAGUAGGAAGAAGAAAAUGGCCGACGAAGUGUAAGAGUCGGGCGCUCUGUACUUUCACUGACACCAAUCUCAUUAUGAAAUGAACAUUUUGUGCGACUUCGGCUGACUAGUUGCAGACAAGUUUUGACUUGCCUGUUCAACAUCAGCUGGUGUUGUAACGCCAUUCAUCAAUGGCUAAGCCUUUUGAGUUUAGCUGGAGGAUUCCAGUACCAGAUGUCUUGCAAAUUGGAUGUGUCUUUGACAUUUGGGAUGAGGAAUAUUCUGUUUACGAAUCGAACUGCAUUGUUAAAGUUGACGAGUAUGGGUUCUUUAUUUGUUGGAAAAGUGAAGGCAGG